AUGAUACGCAGCAUUAGCAAAGCAAACACAGCGGCCAUUAUUGUGAAAGUGGACCGGUUGUGCACACUUUAUAAUGACGGCAGUUACGUCCAGAUGAGAGGCGGACCGCCAUAUGUCCACUCAGUGGACGUACCUGUGACAAUCGAUUCUCCUGAAAGUGGGUGGUGGAUGGAUUCGGUCUCACAUCGAGCUGUAAUCGAGACGACUCUCGAGUGGGAAGAACAACCAUCGGGCACAACUAGAGCGAUGAGAAAGAUGGUCAGUCGACUUGGCGAGGGAAAGCGGCAGCUGCAACAGCGACGGGUCGCGCACCCAGCUGCCUUUUCUUUUGCUUUUAGUUCUGGUGCUUGA
Molecule: messenger RNA, 351 nt
Organism: Peronospora matthiolae
Lineage: Eukaryota; Oomycota; Peronosporomycetes; Peronosporales; Peronosporaceae
Source: the annotation of a GenBank genome assembly